Messenger RNA from Corticium candelabrum, 4350 nucleotides. RefSeq lists its product as uncharacterized. The record is from RefSeq and is a predicted model, not a curated record. NCBI's taxonomy places the organism in Eukaryota, Metazoa, Porifera, Homoscleromorpha, Homosclerophorida, Plakinidae. Bases 649 to 4152 code for a protein of 1167 amino acids. The transcript has 3 exons. Gene Ontology annotation, molecular function: protein binding; protein kinase activity; ATP binding. Gene Ontology annotation, cellular component: cytoplasm. Gene Ontology annotation, biological process: protein phosphorylation; signal transduction.
CUCAUCUCAUUGUCUCAUCGCAUGAUCUCAUUGUCUCAUCUCAUUGUCUCAUCGCCUCAUCUCAUUGUCUCAUCGCCUCAUCUCAUUGUCUCAUCGCCUCAUCUCAUUGUCUAAUUUUGACACAAAUGGCACGCCAUAGUUGCGAUCGAGCGUCGAAUGCGAGCUUCCUCCUAUUAUUGAAGUACCCCACCAGCCUUCCAACUUCCAAUUCUCCAAACGUGAGUUUGGAAAGAAGCAAGUCUCCAAUCGAGCUUUGCAGCCAGCGUGGUUCAAGCAGUGUACUCGUGGUUGCACCUGGACACGCCCAGUAACCUCACUCCUAGCGUGCGCUAAGCAACAUCCUAUAACGCGCUCCAGACCGCUCCACUUUCAAGUUGCUUCCGUCGGGCCUGAUUAUUGCCAUUGCCAAAGUCGAGACAAAGUAGUUGCAUAGGUCGAAUUGUGUUGUGCGUGUCGUAGCCCAGUUUCUUCUUUGUUAUAGCUAACUAGGUGUUGAUUUUGGCAUAACGUGACAGAACUUAUCACAGGAACAAGAAAAGAUAUCGAAAACGCGUGCGAAACUCAGCCCAAGUAUAGUUCAGGACUGUUGGACAAUCACAAAGCGUUUCCGUUUCAUUUUGCUUUAGCAAGUUGUUGCCGAAUGCCGGCAUGGAAUUCUCUCUGUACGUAUUUCUGUUCACUCUGUUUAUUGCACAUGACAAGCUAAGCACAAGCUCAUCUCCAAGUCGAAACACAAGGAACGAAGUACAACAACUUCCACUUGACAAUAUCUUGCCUGCAACCUUUGCAAGCAAAGAUACUAAAACAAGUGCAGUUUUUAACAGUAAUUGUCAGUCUUUUAAUAAGUUUGGACGUUUCAGUUCUUGGACCUGCAAUACUCCACUUUUGACGAACUCUGCAUUUGCAAAAUUAGUUAUUAAACCGUCGAUGAGAAUCCAAGAGUAUCGUUACAGGAUACUGGUUUUUGGAGAAAUGUCUACAACAGAAACCGGUGACACAAUUUUAGAUGAAGCAACUUCAUACCAAACGUGGAUUUAUUACGAAGAAACAGACUCUUGGAAAAUGAUUGCUAGUGUUGCUCACGGCCUUCCAUCGAAUACGUGGUUACGUCUUGUGACAAUUUGUAGUUCACACGCCAUCAUUCUGUCUCCUGAUGCUAUCAACAGCACUUGGAUAUUUGUGUUCGAACAACUGAUAUGGAAACGAGUCGCGAUUGUGGGCGAUGGGCCAAGUUGGACAGAUAUUCGUUAUGACAUUUACGCAGUGUCCGUGGAAAGCGAACAUUCUUUGUGCUCCUGUAGUCAGGAUGUUUUCGUUUUCUACGCUAUUGGCGAUAGAAAUCAUUUUGCGGGCUACAGAAAUCAUUUUGCGGGCUACAGACUGAGCUGUGUGAUAGAACAGACAACAUAUCGUUGGGAGAAAGUAGGAAACUACACAAUUCCUGUCUUUUCUCUCGUAUAUUUGGUUGGUGGUUGGUCAGGAAAGACAACAGUUUUGGCUUUGGUUGACGAUUGCAUUUGGAAAUAUUUCGUAAAGAAAUCAAUUUGGACUAAAACGAAACUCUGCAUUCCAUAUGAUAUUUGGCUGAAUUAUGAUAACACUUUUCAUUUGGAUGUUCAUUUUGUUAAUGAUACCAAAGAGAUUCUUUGUAUACAUAUUUCUCGACGUUUAGUUUAUAGGCUGUCUGUCUCUAAUGGGGACGCUUUUGUCGAUCAGAUACAUGGAGAUGAUCUCGAACAGCUGUGGCUUUUGUCUCUAUAUCCAACAGAAGCUAUAAAAUAUGUUGUACGAGUUGCCGGUCAGGGUGUUAAGUAUUACGUCUUUACAGAAGUUUGUGGUACAAGUACUUGGAGUCUGCAGAGACGAAAUGUAACGGGAGAACAGUCGUGGCAUCUUGAUAGAAUGAACCAUACCCUUCUAUUUCCAUCAAAAAACCAAUUUCAGUCUUUGUGGAGAGACACAUAUUACCGGAUUGUCAUUCCGUUCCAAGAUGUAAUGUCUGUCACACCAGCCAUGUGGUCGAUGAACUUGGGCACGAAACGAUGGCAAGUGGAGGGAUAUCUCAACUUUACAGACAUAAAUAUAGCCAAAGAAACGAUGACGCAUGUGAUUAGCAUGCACAUGCAGGAAAAUGUGUGGUUGUUGGUGUCAUUCAGGUACACAAUGUUGAUCGCGUCAAGAGAUCACAUACGACUAAUGUCAAGUCCUAGGCCUUUUAGAACUGGUUUUACAAUCGUCACUAUCAACUCGACGUCAGCGUUGCUGUUUGGAGGUAGGACUGUAUUCGACAUUCUUAAUGAUCUUUGGCAAUUUUCUCUUACAAGUAGAAUUUGGAAGAAAGUGAAAAUGAUCGAGAGUAGUGGGUCCAACUACAUCGGACCCAUUACUAACGAGACAGCAGAAAGCGUCCCCUCACCUCGAUAUAAUCAUGCUGCUGCAGUUAUAGGAGUCGAAAUGUUUGUUUUUGGCGGAUAUAACGAAUCUGGUCAUUCGAACUUAGAAUUGUGGAGAUAUAACAUGAUUAACAAUUCGUGGAGAUAUUUAAAACCAACCAACCAAAUUUCACAUUUUACUUCUAUUAAGGGAAGUGAGUGCUAUUUUGUGGCGACAGCUCAAAGUGAAACGCUAUGGAUUGUGUCUAGAUGUCCUUCCUUUAAUAAAAUCCUGAAAUACAAUGUCAACGUAUAUAUCCGUUUGUGGAUGUUUAUUGUUCACUUGCAGACUUGGAAUUUCGUCACAUUUGAAAAACUAGAAAAUUUGCCGAACAAUUAUAUUUAUUCAUCUUUGCAUUUCUGGCGAGGAUAUCUAAUAAGUCUAGAGUCUUCUAGUUUACUUUACAUCAAGGCUGGAUGUCCUGAAGGACUAGGAUCGAGCAACAUUUCUCGUUUUCCCUGCGACGUCUGCAAAGUAGGAUUUUACUCUGAUGUAGAGACGAAAGAGUGCCGCAAAUGUCCAAACGAAACGACGACGAGACAAGAGCGUUCGUCGAGACUGACCGAAUGCAAUGUUUGUGUCACGGGUUACUGUCGUCAUGGAAGAUGUCUGGUGGUGAGCGACAGGCUAACGCAAGCUCCCGUAUGUACGUGUACCAUCGGAUUCACUGGUUCUCACUGUCAAGACGCAACUUAUUAUUACAUUGGAACGGGGGUUAUUCUUGUUAUAGGUAUUAUUACUUUACUCGUUGUUGUAUUACGGCGCAUCAUCAAGAAACGAAGAGAACGAGAAACGGCUUUCCGUCGUCAAAUACAAAUUUUGAACGAUGCGUGGCAGAUCAGUUGGCAAGAAAUAGAACUGCAAAACGAAAUAGGAGGAGGAGCUUCGGGAAGAGUGUGGAAAGCGCAAUACCGUAAUCUAGACGUUGCUGUAAAAAUGCUGAUUAACAAUGAUGAAUCAGAAUCGUCAUUGGAAUUUGCAGGAGAAAUUAAGUUUAUGCAAACGAUGCGUCAUCGAAAUAUUGUACUUUUCAUCGGAGCCGGUAAAACGAGUCCACAAGCACAACCGUUUCUUGUCGUCGAGUUUGCGCAUAGAGGUUCAUUACGUCACGUACUGGAUGACGUCAGUAUUGAAAUAGAUCAAAAUCGUAAAAUAGAUUUUGCUCUAGACGCUUCCAAAGGAAUGGAGUUUCUUCACAAAUUGAACCCGCCCAGAAUCCAUCGAGAUCUGAAAAGUGAGAAUUUACUCGUUUGCAAAAGUUGGAUUGUCAAAGUGGCUGAUUUUGGUCUUGGAAGACUCUUUAGUGGGGCACAGAAAAACCGACGAUCAAAUCGAAACAAUGCAUUGAGCAGCACGAAUUCAGGAAACGAGCUUCUAGUUGAAAUGAGAGAUUUGUCUGAAGAUGGUAUCGGGACAGUGAGAUGGAGUGCACCAGAGUUAGCACGACGAGAGAGCUACGAUGGAUCCAUCGAUGUCUACAGUUUUGGAAUUGUGCUUUGGGAGAUUUGGUCACGUGGCUUUCCUUUCGAGCAGCAUCGGUUUGCUCACGAAGUCGACGACGCGGUAGAAAGAGGCGAGCGUCCCAUCGUUCCGUGCGAUUGCCCGGAAGGGUAUGCAAGCGUAAUGCAAGCUUGCUGGGCAGAAGGAGCCCGGAAACGACCGUCGUUUAGCGAAGUUGUCAGCUGUCUGGAAAGCAUUCAUGUGGAAGAUGUAUGUUAGAGUGACUACACGAGAGUUUUGAAUUUUGUCCAAUUGUUACUACUAGUCUAGUGACGCUUAGCUGCUAUGUAGAGGUAUUACAGCAGAUUAGAUUGCUAUAGCAUACGAUAUUAGAAUUGGGAGUUUUAGUCGUAAAAAUUGCUAUUGACUGUAUUAGAAUACAUUUGUCUAGACAAAUAAACAUGAUUAUUUAGCGCA